Vitis riparia (riverbank grape) is the source of this 1926-nucleotide messenger RNA. RefSeq names its product protein PLASTID TRANSCRIPTIONALLY ACTIVE 12, chloroplastic. Gene Ontology annotation, biological process: response to light stimulus; positive regulation of DNA-templated transcription; plastid transcription. The coding region runs from base 164 to 1702 and encodes 512 amino acids. Gene Ontology annotation, cellular component: nucleus; chloroplast. The transcript is spliced from 10 exons. Lineage: Eukaryota; Viridiplantae; Streptophyta; Magnoliopsida; Vitales; Vitaceae. The record is from RefSeq and is a predicted model, not a curated record.
AGGUUAUCCACAACGGCUACAAAGACAGCUGUGUCAGUGAGUCUAAAACCCUAAAACCCAGAACCUAAAAAAGUUCAUAUUUUUACACCAUAAAUCCGAAACCCAGAAUCGGACUUCUCAGAGAGAAUUUUCAAACCACCGCUGUAUAGAGAAGACUGGGGAUAUGUUUUCUACAGAUGGCUUUGUUGUUGGCAAAUCCAGUUUCCACCAUUUUCAGACAUCAUUCAUAGGUUCAUUCCCAGCGGGAAUAUUGCAAGUCAGACUUGGGGUGAAUGGUACACAGAGGAGGGUUCCAUUAUUUCCUUGUAUAAAGUGUGAGAAGAAGGAUGGCUUCUUUGAACAAAUAUCUGUGGAGCGGCCCCCAUAUGACAGUUAUUUCGAUUCAACCUCUGGGCAGCUUGAACCAGCUUCUGGUGCUCGUGCAAGUAUUCCAUCAGAAGAGUACUGGCCAGAAGGCACAGCUGGCCGAGUGAGGGCUGCCAGGGCUCCUGAGCCAACUGGUAAGUCAGCUGGAGCUCCAUCUUUUGGAAAAAGACCUGGAAGUAGGAGGAAGAAGCACAAAACAUCAGUUGCUGCUCCUGAGUCCUCUGAAAUAAGUGUAGAUUUAAGUGAGCAAGUGGCACCUGAGAAUCCAGAUGACAUGAUGGAAGACCCUAAAGACGUCUCUUCUGAAUAUGUUGUUUAUGAAACAAAGCCUGAUGAAGAAGAGACUCGUGAAUAUGACUUGGACAAGAAACUCGGACGUCCUCAUCCCUUUAUUGAUCCUGAAGCUAAGAAGCCACUUGGGGAGCCACUUACAAGUGAAGAACUAUGGUGGAACUGGAGAAAGCCAGACAAGGAACAGUGGUCUAGAUGGCAGAGGAGGCGACCUGAUGUUGAAACGGUUUUUCUCAAAGCCAUGGCAGAGACUGGACAGGUAAAGCUUUAUGGUGAACAUCCUACAUUAACUGAGACUUCUCUUUACCGAGCUAGACGCCAUCUUUUUAAAGACGAAAGGCUACAGGCUGAACAGGAGAGACUGGAAAAAAUAGGCCCAAUGGCAUAUUAUUCAGAAUGGGUUGAAGCAUGGAAGAGAGACACCUCACGUGAAGCUGUUCAGAAGCAUUUUGAGGAGACUGGUGAAGAUGAGAACACCCAACUCAUUGAAAUGUUCCAGCAUCAAACAGAUCGAGAAUAUCGCAUAAUGAUGGGCACUGAUAUCCGUAUUCAAAGGGAUCCUUUAGCUAUGCGCAUGCGAGAAGACCAAAUAAAGCAAAUAUGGGGCGGAGAUCCAGUUUACCCAACUGUGAACUACAUUCAAGAUCCAGAUGAAGUGAUUGAUUACAGGGGUCCUGAUUUUCACGAACCAACUCCCAAUAUGUUGGCUUUUCUGAAGGAGCAUGGAAAAAUCAUAUCAAGGGAGGAGCUUGAAAAAAUCCUGGCCAAAGAGAAGACUGAAGAACUGGAGAUAGCAGAUAUGGAUGAAGCUAUGGCACGAGCUGUUGACAUUGGUGAAAAUGAUGAUGAAGGAGAGGAUACUGAGGUCGAGGGUGAUGAUGAAGAGGAGAAAAUUACGCGCAAUUGGAGUGUUCUAAAAAGUACUCCACAGCUUCGCAAGUCAAAGGACAAACCUAAGAAGGAAGGCCCAAUGUCUGUGGAAGAGGCUGUGGAUGAUUCUGAGAACUUGACUGAUUUUCUUUUGGACUUCGAAGAAGAUGAGUAAUACUCAGGGCGGUUUCUAGAAGGUCGGAGAAAAUAGUUAUUGCUAAUGGACAUAUUACUAGAGUAGUCUAUGUAGGUUGAGAGAUGAAAGGUUGGGAUUGCAAAUUUUCCUUGAUUUGUAGUACUUGAAAACUAAAAUAGUAGAAAAUAUUAUUUAAUUAGUCAUUGCUUAUUCGAACUAAUCUCUUAUUAAUGACACCAAAACAGUUGGCCCUCUUGCCUUAA